Molecule: messenger RNA, 2883 nt
Organism: Danaus chrysippus (African queen)
Lineage: Eukaryota; Metazoa; Arthropoda; Insecta; Lepidoptera; Nymphalidae
Source: the annotation of a GenBank genome assembly
AUGAGAAAGGUGAACAAUGACAGCAUGUCCCCGCCGCGAGCGAUGACCCUGCUGGGCGCCGGGGGUCGCGAGCCGUCGGCGGGGCCCGUCAGCCACCACGCGGCCCUAAACACGCACUCAACACAACAUUUUAUAAGGAAAAUCACGCUUAUUAGGCUAUAUCUACAUUUUCUAAAUGUGAUAUCACAUUUCCGCGAUACCGCAUUCCCGCGAGCUCUCGUGAACUAUAAUUUUCCAAAGCGUCCGCUGGUCAAAUUAAAAGCGGCUGUGAGUGAUUUUGGAUUUCGAACUAGUACAUUGUGCGAUUAUAAAUCGUUAUUAGUGAAUGCUCUAGUGCAAUUAUUCUUUGUUGCCAAGUGUAUUGUGUGCGUCAGGCGUGAUUGGGUUAACCGCUACAAUAUGGUACUUCUGCUACUUUUGAGUGGAUUUUGUAGAUAUAGUGAAGGAAAGCGUGAUAAUGAUCUGCACAUUGGUGGUAUAUUUCCGAUGGAAGGAGAAGGUGGCUGGCAAGGGGGGCAAGCAUGUAAGCCAGCUGCUGAAUUAGCUCUUGCUGAUGUCAACGCUAGAUCAGAUUUACUAUCUGGUUUUAAGUUGCUACUUCAUAGCAACGAUAGCAAGUGCGAACCGGGACUCGGCGCAAGUGUAAUGUACAAUUUGCUGUACAAUCCCCCUCAAAAGUUGCUACUCCUGGCUGGAUGUUCAACGGUCUGUACAACAGUCGCCGAAGCUGCCAAAAUGUGGAAUCUUAUGGUUCUAUGCUAUGGAGCGUCGUCACCGGCAUUAUCAGAUCGGGCAAGAUUCCCUACACUGUUUCGGACUCAUCCAUCGGCGACUGUACACAAUCCAACCAGAAUCAAGCUAAUGCAGAAAUUCGGCUGGUCACGUAUAGCUAUAUUACAACAAGCUGAAGAAGUGUUUAUUUCGACUGUUGAGGAUCUGGAAGCACACUGCAAGAAAUCUGGUAUAGAGAUCGUGACACGACAGUCCUUUCUCUCAGAUCCAAACGACGCAGUUCGGAACCUUCGCAGACAAGAUGCCAGAGUUAUUGUUGGUUUAUUCUACGUAGUGGCUGCCAGAAGAGUACUAUGUGAAGUGUACAAACAUAAGCUGUACGGAAAAUCCUAUGUGUGGUUUUUCAUAGGAUGGUAUGAGGAUAAUUGGUUUGAAACCAAUUUAGAAAGAGAGGGUAUUGAGUGUACAGCGGAACAGAUGCGGGAGGCUGCGGAAGGUCAUCUCACUACGGAAGCACUCAUGUGGAACCAAAAUGCUAACCAGACCACAAUAUCUGGCAUGACUUCGGAAGAUUUUAGAUCGCGGCUAAACGAAGCGCUUCGUGAAGCCGGCUACGAUAUCGACGGAGAGAGAUUUCCUGAAGGGUAUCAGGAGGCCCCUUUAGCUUAUGACGCGGUUUGGGCGGUCGCCUUAGCUUUUAAUAAAACAAUGGAGAAGCUAGAAAAGAGUGGGUUAAGUUUAAAAAAUUUUACGUAUACCAAUAAGAAAAUUGCUGACGACAUUUACGAAGCAAUAAACUCGACAUCGUUUCUGGGAGUAUCGGGUCUAGUAGCAUUCUCGUCUCAAGGUGAUCGCAUAGCGCUAACACAGAUAGAGCAGUUGACAGAUAACCAUUACAUUAAGUUGGGAUACUAUGAUACACAGGCGGAUAAUCUCACCUGGUUAGACAGGGAACGGUGGGUCGGUGGUAAAGUUCCGCCUGAUCGAACCGUGGUGGUGAACGAGUUACGAACGGUCUCGUUGCCACUAUUCGCUUGCAUGACGGCUCUUUGUAUAGCGGGCAUAUUGGCAGCCAUUGGACUUAUAGUAUUCAAUAUUCUCCAUCGACAUAGAAGGGUUAUCCAAUGGUCGCAUCCCGCGUGCAACACAGUGAUGCUUUGUGGAUGUUGCAUCUGUUUCGGAGCCGCCAUAGCGCUCGGUGUCGAUGGACGGUGGGUUCAGCCUGAACACUACCCUGGACUUUGCGCAGCCAGGUCCUGGCUAUUAGCCACUGGCUUCUCGAUGGCAUAUGGAGCUAUGUUCACGAAAGUCUGGCGUGUCCACAGACACACGACGAAGCCUAAACCGGAGACUAAGAAACGUAUGCAUGGCUGGAAAUUAUAUACGAUGGUGGGAGGUCUACUUUUAGUGGACAUAACGUUGUUAACAGCUUGGCAGUUGAGGGAUCCUUUACAAAGGCGGGUGGAGAUAUUUCCAUUAGAGGCACCACGUCAUCAUGAUGAUGAUGUACACAUACGACCUGAGCUUGAACACUGCGAGAGUGAACAUAAUACUGUAUGGCUAGGCGUGAUGUAUGGUUAUAAAGGUCUUGUCCUAGUUUUCGGACUAUUCCUGGCCUACGAAACCCGAUCUGUAAAAGUACGUCAGAUCAAUGACUCUCGAUAUGUUGGCAUGAGUAUAUACAACGUGGUGGUGCUAUGCCUCAUCACGGCACCUGUCACCCUUGUGAUAGCGAGCCAACAGGAUGCCGCCUUCGCGUUCGUGUCACUCGCAAUUGUCUUCUGUUGCUUUUUAAGCAUGGCACUUAUAUUUGUACCGAAGGUAAUAGAAGUUAUCCGCCAUCCCACUGAACGUGUUGAGAGCGGCCGCGGUUCAGGCUCUGGUUCCGCCCCAGCCGAUGAGGAGAGAUACCGGGAGCUUGUGAAGGAGAACGAAGAACUACAGAAACUUAUUGCACAGAAAGAAGAAAGAAUCCGAGUGCUGAAACAGAAGUUAGCUGAGCGUGAAGCAGCCGCUGCUGAUGGUGUGACUCAAGGUACGGUAGUAGCAGACCUGGCGACAGCAACCUCAGAUUACGGCACGUCAACCAACUAUACGCGCUCUUCACGAGCCUCAGUCUCGGAUUUAGACUUCUCUGAGAGCUAUCUUUAA